Chaetomium fimeti is the source of this 1434-nucleotide messenger RNA. RefSeq lists its product as uncharacterized. Lineage: Eukaryota; Fungi; Ascomycota; Sordariomycetes; Sordariales; Chaetomiaceae. Bases 1 to 1398 code for a protein of 465 amino acids. The record is from RefSeq and is a predicted model, not a curated record. The transcript has 4 exons.
AUGUCAAUCCCUAAAAGUUACAAAGUCCUCGACGCUGCUUAUCGCCGUCUCCGAGUUGCAAACGAACGGCUCCGGGAGGAUUGGUCCGAGUACUGCCGCUUGAGGACCCUUGGGUGGACGGUCAGGUGUCGCGAGGAAGAUGAGGAAGAUGACUCACCACUGCUCGCCUGGUACAGUCGGGAAGGGUUCGGAGACCAGAUACCAGCCGAGUCGGAGUGGUGGAAAACCCAUCAUGAUCGUUUGACCCAUGAUUCGGGUCAUGGCCGAUACCUGAGCCCGACGUUGGACGAAGAGGUAAAAUACUUGGAAGGCUCGAAGUCGGACUUUGAAGAGAUGCAGAGCAAUAUUCGAAACCGCAUAAACGAGCUGUCACGUCCUUUUCUGCGAGACUUGACCAUUAUGGAUUUACCCAACGAGCUUCUCCUUGAAAUAUUCAAUCGGUUCCUCUCGCACCACGCCACCCUACUUCGUCAAAGUGUCAGAUCAAUGGAGUUUGGUAAUCCAAACUACCAAGACACUGGCGAACUCAGCGAGAAAGAAGAAGAGGCUCGAGUACGGCUAAAGAAAGUUCAUGAAGAAUAUAUGGUCCGCCUCAAAAACCAGGAGUUGAUGCUGGCGAGCGGAGAACUCCCCCGGAUUGUUGCCUCUGCCAUGGCAAGGAUGCCAGGUGCGCGGAACUUGCAAUUCAGUGAUGAAUACUGCAACUUUACCGGGCAUACACUGGAGCAUCCCACCGCCGAGGUCUGGGAUGCAUUGGGCAUUGUGCUUAGUGGCAUUUGCAUUGACCUACGCGCCACGGGAAUCCCUGGAAGUCUGGUGCUCGCCCCAGAGAUCCGGACAGAGCUCUCGUUGAGUAUGCAGCAGGUGAAGGUUUUCAAGUUUCUGUUCCAUUCCUGGGACCCCUUGGAGCGCGAAGAGGCGAGCGAUCUCAACGAGUUCCUAUUUACCUGUUUGGACACUUCUAGCCUACAGCAUGUCAAGCUCACUAUACAGGCCGGCGAUAAAUCGUCGAGUGCAAUAGAGGUGGGCAAAGUCAUGGGGUCGAGGGCUAGAGAUAAGCUCACUCGCGUCUCCCUUAACGGACCCUCGGUCUACCUGUCCAAGCUAAUAGUCUUCCUCGACGCAUUGCCAGAGUCGAUGACGCACAUCCGACUAACCAAUGUGUACUUGAACAGCGGGACCUGGAGUCAGGUUCUUGAUGAGCUUCGGAAAAAGAAGUAUCAUGAUCAGAAAAAGAUUAUCAUACAUUCCCGAGGCGCAGAGCAUAACUACAGGACAGACCUGUCAAGGAUAUUUGGCAUUGACUAUAUGAUCGAGGAUAGACUGACGGAUGCCGAUCGCUACAUUUUACGUCAAAAGCGACACCAGCGCAACCCCCUGCACAGUAUAGGCUCUUGAGAAGCUCGGCACUGCAUUUGACCCAGCCCUGACGUA